Molecule: messenger RNA, 1230 nt
Organism: Sorghum bicolor (sorghum)
Lineage: Eukaryota; Viridiplantae; Streptophyta; Magnoliopsida; Poales; Poaceae
Product: protein LIKE COV 1
Exons: 7
Coding region: 172-993 (273 amino acids)
Cellular component (GO): Golgi apparatus
Source: RefSeq, a predicted model, not a curated record
GGGGCAAAACUCUCAAAAGACUCCAGGAAAAAAACGAAAAAUAGAAAAAGUCUCUUGCCCCAGCGGCCGUGCCGAGCCGGCAUCCCCUUCCGUUCCCCCCAGCAGCGAUCGCGACGACCCGAGCCGGCAAGGGUGACCGGCGGCUGAGAGCCGCCACGGCAGACGAGCCCCAUGGGAGACAACAAGUCUCCGCUGAGCCUGAGCCCGAUGGGCGGGCGCGACCGGGACCGGGAGCUCCUCAUCCCGGUCUCCGGCGGCGGCUCGGCGCCCGGCGACGGUGUCGAGGACGGCGACAGGGCCUCCUCCGCCUCCGCCGCGCUCUCCUCCUCUGGCCGCGAGGCUUUCCAUAAGGUCGUCCGUAGUUGGGCUUCAAAGAAGUUCAUGACUGGAUGUGUAAUUCUCUUCCCCAUAGCAAUAACAUUCUACAUCACCUGGUGGUUCAUCCAUUUUGUUGAUGGAUUCUUCUCUCCAAUCUAUGCUCAACUGGGAAUCAACAUAUUCGGUCUUGGCUUCAUCACAUCUGUUACUUUCAUAUUUUUGAUUGGAGUCUUUAUGUCAUCUUGGGUUGGAGCAUCUGUCCUUAGCCUUGGCGAGUGGAUUAUUAAGCGCAUGCCUCUUGUUCGUCAUAUCUACAAUGCAUCGAAGCAAAUUAGUGCUGCAAUAUCACCAGAUCAGAACAAACAGGCAUUCAAGGAAGUGGUCAUCAUAAGGCAUCCUCGUGUUGGAGAAUAUGCGUUUGGUUUCAUUACAUCGUCAGUAUCCCUCCAGAGUUAUUCUGGUCAAGAAGAUCUUUACUGUGUCUAUGUGCCAACGAACCAUCUUUACAUUGGUGAUAUCUUCAUGGUGAAUUCAAAGGAUGUCAUAAGGCCAAAUCUUUCUGUGCGUGAAGGCAUCGAAAUUGUUGUAUCUGGUGGUAUGUCAAUGCCCCAAAUUCUGUCAACCCUCGACCCGCAGAUGAUCCUUGGGGACAGAACCGGACCAAGCAGAAGUUGAAGCUGCUACGAGCCCUUUGUGUAACCUUUCUACUGGUUGCUAGUAACAUUUUCAUACAGGCUACCACGAGUACGGCAAACUAGACUCCGAGCACAAGUAUCUGUAUAUUAAAGUAGAUGUAGGUGACUCGCAUGGUUUGACUGUUUGCUGGACUCUGUACCAUGGUUUGUACUUUGUACUUCACCCUAUGCAAGAAAGAAGCAUCUCAUAUCCAAUCCACCUGUUGUGAGAUUCCUA